UGUCCCCUCUCUGCCUUUGCUGUCAAUGGCUUUCGGGACGUAUUUUAUUUGAAUGUCUGGGCGUUAUAAGUGACCAAUGAUGGAUAUUCUAUGGAUAUUAUGGACCAUACCGGCCGUAAUAGCUGUUGAAGAGACACUUAUGGACUCCACUACAGCCACAGCGGAACUCGGCUGGACGGUCUACCCCAUGUCAGGGUCGAGUGACAAUAGCUGGGAGGAGGUGAGCGGUUACGACGAAAACAUGAACACCAUCCGGACGUACCAGGUGUGCAAUGUUUUCAACAACAAUCAGAACAACUGGGUACGGACAAAGUACAUCCGGCGUCGUGGUGCUCAGCGGAUCCAUGUGGAGAUGAAGUUCUCGGUUAGGGACUGCAGUAGCAUUCCAAACGUGCCGGGCUCAUGUAAAGAGACGUUUAACCUCUAUUACUAUGAAUCUGAUGCAGACACAGCCACCAGAAACUCCCCAGCUUGGAUGGAGAACCCCUGGAUCAAAGUUGACACCAUUGCAGCAGAUGAGAGCUUCUCCCAGGUGGACCUAGGGGGCAGAGUGAUGAAGAUCAACACUGAGGUUCGGAGCUUCGGCCCUGUGUCACGAAAUGGCUUCUACCUGGCCUUCCAGGACUACGGUGGCUGUAUGUCGCUCAUCGCUGUCCGCGUCUUUUACCGGAAGUGCCCCCGUAUCAUCACGAACGGGGCGUUGUUCCAGGAGACACUCUCAGGAGCAGAGAGCACCUCCCUGGUGGCUGCUAGAGGCGUUUGCAUCCCUAACGCAGAGGAGGUGGAUGUGCCCAUUAAGUUGUACUGCAACGGAGACGGAGAAUGGAUGGUACCCAUCGGACGCUGCAUGUGCAAAGCUGGGAAUGAGGCUGUGGAGAACGGGACUGUUUGUCGAGCCUGUCCGUCUGGCUUUUUCAAGCCAACUCAAGGAGAUGAACCCUGUAUGCAGUGUCCCAUCAACAGCCGUACCACCAGUGAAGGCGCCAUUAACUGCGUUUGCCGCAACGGAUACUAUCGCACCGACUCAGAUCCUCUCCAGAUGCCAUGCACAACCGUCCCUUCAGCUCCACAGACUGUUAUCUCCAGCGUGAAUGAAACUUCUGUGAUGCUGGAGUGGAUGCCUCCUCGGGAUUCGGGGGGCCGCGAGGACGUAGUUUUCAACAUCAUCUGCAAGAGCUGUGGAGGAGGCCGGGGAGGCUGCACCCGCUGUGGGGACAACGUUCAGUUUUUGCCCCGUCAGCUGGGUCUGACAGAAUCUCGGGUCUACAUUAGUGACCUGUUGGCCCACACGCAGUACACGUUUGAGGUGCAGGCUGUCAACGGGGUGUCAGAUCAGAGCCCCUACUCCCCUCAGUACGCCUCAGUCAACAUUACCACUAACCAGGCUGCUCCAUCUACAGUAUCCAUAAUGCACCAGGUCAGUCGUACUGUGGACAGCAUCACCCUUUCCUGGUCCCAGCCUGACCAGCCUAAUGGAGUCAUCCUGGACUAUGAGCUACAGUAUUAUGAAAAGGACCAAUCAGAAUAUAACUCUACCACCAUCAGGAGCCAGACCAACACAGUGGUCAUCCGUGGCCUCAAGCCAGGAAGCAUCUACGUGUUCCAGGUCCGGGCCCGCACCGUAGCUGGGUUUGGACGCUACAGUGGCAAACUGUACUUCCAGACCAUGACUGAGGAGGAAUACAACACCAGUAUUCAGGAGAAGCUACCUCUCAUCAUUGGCUCGGCAGCCGCUGGCUUGGUCUUCCUCAUCGCUGUGGUCGUCAUCAUCAUCGUCUGUAACCGGCGUGGCUUUGACAGGGCUGAUUCAGAAUACACAGACAAACUGCAGCACUACACCAGCGGCCACAUGACUCCAGGAAUGAAGAUUUAUAUUGAUCCGUUCACAUAUGAGGACCCCAAUGAGGCUGUGAGGGAGUUUGCCAAGGAGAUUGAUAUAUCCUGUGUGAAGAUUGAACAGGUCAUUGGUGCAGGAGAAUUUGGCGAGGUGUGCAGUGGUAACCUAAAGCUCCCAGGUAAAAGGGAGAUGUUUGUGGCCAUAAAGACUCUGAAGUCUGGCUACACAGAAAAGCAAAGGCGGGACUUCCUUAGUGAGGCAAGCAUCAUGGGCCAGUUCGACCACCCCAACGUCAUUCACCUGGAGGGCGUGGUCACCAAGAGCAGUCCUGUCAUGAUCAUCACUGAGUUCAUGGAGAAUGGAUCGCUCGACUCCUUCCUCAGACAAAACGAUGGGCAGUUUACUGUGAUCCAGCUCGUUGGUAUGCUACGUGGCAUCGCCUCAGGCAUGAAAUACCUGGCUGACAUGAACUACGUGCACCGAGACCUUGCUGCCCGAAACAUCCUGGUCAACAGUAACCUUGUGUGCAAGGUGUCAGACUUUGGCCUCUCACGCUUCCUGGAGGACGAUACAUCAGAUCCCACUUACACUAGUGCUCUGGGAGGGAAGAUUCCUAUCCGAUGGACUGCACCCGAAGCUAUCCAGUACAGGAAGUUCACCUCUGCUAGUGAUGUGUGGAGCUACGGGAUCGUCAUGUGGGAAGUCAUGUCCUACGGAGAAAGGCCUUACUGGGACAUGACCAAUCAAGAUGUCAUCAAUGCCAUAGAACAGGACUACCGGCUUCCCCCACCCAUGGACUGCCCAAGUGCGCUGCACCAGCUCAUGUUGGACUGCUGGCAAAAAGACCGCAACAAUCGGCCCAAGUUUAGUCAGAUUGUCAACAACCUUGACAAGAUGAUCCGCAAUCCCAACACACUGAAGGCCAUGACCCCGUUAUCUUCAGGUGUUCAUCUCCCUCUCCUGGACCGCAGCAUCCCAGACUUCUCCAGCUUCAGCACUGUGGACGAGUGGCUGGAUGCCAUCAAGAUGGGCCAGUACAAAGACAAUUUUGCCAACGCUGACUAUACUACAUUUGAUGUGGUGUCCCAGAUGACCAUGGAGGACAUCCUGAGGGUUGGUGUGACGUUAGCAGGCCAUCAAAAGAAGAUCCUCAACAGCGUCCAGAUGAUGCGGGCACAGAUGAACCAGAUCCAGUCAGUGGAGGUUUGACCCUCCCGAGCGGAGCAGAGGGGGAAAAAAAAGUCGUUUGGGAUGCAGGGCUCUGGGUGUGGAGGAUGGAGUGGAUGUUUUUUCGCGUUACAGUGUGUCUGGUCUUCCCACCAGACUACCAUUCAUCCCCCGUUCACCUCUCCACUUCCCUCUCUCCUCCUCUUAUCCACUCACCCUGACUCUCCCUCCAUCCUUGGGAUCAGCUGUGGAGAGUUGUGGAAACAAAAGUCUGUGUAAUGAGGCGUCAGAGGGCCCACAGCCAACCCACCUUUGGAGCUUGAAACAUGGGAGGUUAGAAGUGACCAGCAACACAUUUUUCAAUCUUCCACCAAUUUUCAUUUGAUGUUGAACAUUUAUUUUUUUGGUUUGUUUGUUCUGAUAAUUUUGUAAAGAAUUUUUUAAAGAAAAAAAAGAAAAAACUGAGAAAAGGCACGGAGUUUAUCUAAAUUUAUAGAUGAUAUAAGGUUGUACACUAGAUGAACUGAGUAGGAAAGAUACCCUUUAAAAGGGCCAAAAAAAGAAAAAAAAGAAAAAGAGGAGUUGAGGAGACGAGGCCAUCCUCAACAAGGUGUGGAUAAUGUCUUUGUUGUUUUUAAUUUUGGACAUCAUGAGUAAACACAGAGUUCUCUGUGGCCCUCUAAAAGGCAAACUGCAGAGGAGACUAAGGGACCCGACGUGCACUCCCAACUGUUUCCCCAGGAGAGAAAAUAAAUUAAAAAACCAUGAAAUGGACAUAUUUUGGCAUAGACUGAUGUCGAAAACACCUUCACAGUGAAAUCAACACUCAAGAAAAAGAAAAAAAAUUUUUUUUUUCUCAUUGCAAGUAAUUUUUCUAUAUUGUGUAAAAUCUUGUGAUGAAGAUUCCGUCUCACCAUGCUUCCUCUCACUAUAAACAAAAAAAGUUGUUUUUUUUCUUUCACAGUGAAAUACUCACAGCUUGCCAAAUAGAACUCUUCCCUUUUUGCACCCCAAUCAUGAUCCUGUACUGUACAUAUCAGAUGCACUUGACCUGCCACAACGCGAUGACUCAGAAACAGUUACGACCGGUCAGUUCAGCUGACCGCAGGGAGGGUUUAAGUUGUUGUCACAAUCAGUUUCUUUUCUUAUUCUGUGAAACAAUAAUAGUUUGUGGAGAAAAAAAACUUCCUACAUAGGUUCACACAAAAAGAAACAGGUUCUACUGUUUACAUCAGAGUCCACACAGUAUGUCCUGUUAUAGCAUCCUCCUUCACGUUGUUCAUCUCCAAUGCCGUCUGUGCACAUAUUGCACGUGCAUACCACAUGCACAAAGAACCAGUGGCUCCCGUUGGGAUUUGUGUUUGAUAGCAUGCUGAGUGAGUGGUUAAUUUCACAGUGCUUUGAUUUGCUGCAAUUACUAGAACUCUGUUUGGUAAGAGCUUGGAUUUGACACACUUUACAGAUUAUAAUGUGGCUGCAUUAUAUUCAGUGUUUCUUCUUCUUCCAGUUUUUCUUUUUUGAAAAGACAUUUUUAUGUUUAAAAUAUAAAGUUUUGAUACCACACAUGGUUAUUUUACACACACACAGUCAUGAAUAGACUUUACAAUCAGGCGUUUGUUGAAUUUAAAACAAAAAUGCAGCGUGUUAUAUUUUUGCAAUUUCUGUAUGGAUAUUAUUGAAUUGUUAUUAUUAUCACUUUUAGUUUUUUUUUUUUUCUGCACUGAGUCGACUGACUCCAACAAACACUCUGAAUCUUCCAUCAAUGCUUAGAAAUUUAUUUUUAAACAUGAAUCAUGUUGGUGCACAAAACCAUGUAGAUAAACGGCAUUUCCCUGUAACAGGUUUUGAUUUCAUUUUAUAGACAGUAUAUGCAUUUAUUUUAUGGUUUCCUGUGAACAAUACUGUCUGAUGAGUACAGAGCUGUCAGUCAUCGUUUGUGUUGUUAUCUGUAACCUGGCGUGAGGGUUGUGAGGGGAAAGAUGGAGUUCAUAGCAAUGCAAUGAUCCCCUGGAGAUGGUGAAUCAGCUGUGGGUUUAUGUAUACAGCCACUAAAUGAUAUCAGCAGUGCUGGGCUCCGCUCCGAGACCUGACAGCCAGACAUGGACGUCCAGCUGUGAGCCAUCGGUGAGAUGUGUCCGAUCACAGCGGGGUGGGCCGCACUCCGAUCACAGCCACUCCGUCCAGGCACUGAUUCUCUCUCUCUCCCCUUGAUCACAUACAUGCCUGUCAGCCACCUGUCUGCCGCUCCCACUGAUCUCCACACAGUCGGCGUUCAGCAGUUGUCUGGUUUUGUCUCGGCGAGUUUAAAAAGAACCAACAGCAGCAGGCGAACUGACACUCAUCAGUGGGGCAGUUGUGUCUUGUCUUGUCCUGAUGCUGCAUGCCUUUGUGUAUGUGGAAAA
Molecule: messenger RNA, 5406 nt
Organism: Morone saxatilis (striped sea-bass)
Lineage: Eukaryota; Metazoa; Chordata; Actinopteri; Moronidae
Gene: ephb2b
Product: eph receptor B2b
Exons: 16
Coding region: 77-3046 (989 amino acids)
Biological process (GO): central nervous system projection neuron axonogenesis; protein phosphorylation; cell surface receptor protein tyrosine kinase signaling pathway
Cellular component (GO): neuron projection; plasma membrane
Molecular function (GO): protein binding; ATP binding; transmembrane-ephrin receptor activity
Source: RefSeq, a predicted model, not a curated record